Messenger RNA from Scatophagus argus, 6330 nucleotides. It is a transcript of the gene prkd2, whose product is annotated as protein kinase D2. Gene Ontology annotation, molecular function: ATP binding; protein serine/threonine kinase activity. Gene Ontology annotation, biological process: protein phosphorylation. NCBI's taxonomy places the organism in Eukaryota, Metazoa, Chordata, Actinopteri, Scatophagidae. Bases 716 to 3508 code for a protein of 930 amino acids. The transcript has 18 exons. The record is from RefSeq and is a predicted model, not a curated record.
AGGGAGGGGGAGAGGGAGGCACCUUCAGCUCUCUCCUGCUCGCUCUGUGCUUUUUCACAAAAAAGACUGAACUGGGGCUGAAACUGAAACAGGGGCAAGACUCGUAAAAGCAGUGCAGUCUCAUGCUCUCCUUCAUUCUCACAGUUUCCUGUUUAAGGAGGCCAUUUUGUAACUGAGCUUGGAGCGGAGCAUAACAAAGUUUGGCAUUGUUUUUGUUUUUUUCCCCUCCCUUCGCUGGGAGUUUCACAAUCACGUUUGGACUUUCUCCUCUGCAGAGCAACUUCUCUGGACAAGAGAGGCGAGAGAGGGGAAGAAGGUGGUGGUGGAGGAGGAGGAGGAGGAGGAGGAGGUUAGUUUCCCUCACCUUACCGUGCUUUUCAUAUGUGAGUCUCUCACAUACUUUGCUCACGUUUGUCAUGCCUGGACAAUAACAAGAGUCUGCCGACGAGAGAGCGUGAAAGAAGUGGCUGAAAGGAGGAAAAAAAAAAAAAACGCCGCUUCCUGGAUAAGGAUUUCUUCCUUGAUCCACUGGGAGGGGGUAGACACAGGACGCAGAGGAACCUGGGACUCUCUGCUCAGUGUGUGUACCCCUGUCUCCUCUGCGAGACUCAGUUUGAAUGAGUGUCGGUUUUUUGAGAACUACAGCCUGCUCCUGGGCGUGUGUUUGUGAGUGUGUAUGUUGAGAGUUUCUGGCAGUCAGUAGACAGGACUCUCAAUGGCUAACGCUAGCCCCUGUAUGCCCUCAGGGGCCAUGGCCCAGGUCUUCUUUCCUCCUGGGGGCUCCUCACCACCCUGCUCAGCUGUGAUGCAGCAGGGGACCCCCAUAUCUAUGGCCUCUAUGCCUGCUCAGGGUGGUUUUAGCAUGAUGGACCUGACACCAGGGCAGGGUCCUGGUGGAUCUGUGCUCUCGCUACCUUCUACACCAGCAGGAGUGUCCUUCAUCAUCCAGAUUGGUCUGACCAGAGAGUCUGUCCUGAUGCCCCAGACUGCUGACCUGGCUUAUGUAAAACAAAUUGCCUGCUCCAUUGUGGACACCAAGUUCCCAGAGUGCGGCUUCUAUGGCAUCUACGACAAGAUUUUGCUAUUCAAGCAUGACACGUCCACCAACAACAUCCUGCAACUGGUCAAAGGAGCCAGUGACAUUCAGGAAGGAGAUCUGGUGGAGGUGGUGCUCUCUGCGGCAGCAACAUUUGAAGAUUUCCAGAUUCGGCCCCACGCACUCAAUGUGCAUUCAUACCGGGCCCCGGCUUUCUGUGAUCACUGUGGAGAGAUGCUGUUUGGACUGGUCAGACAAGGGCUCAAGUGUGACGGAUGUGGAUUGAACUACCACAAGCGUUGUGCGUUCAGCAUCCCAAACAACUGCAGUGGAGCUCGCAAACGGCGCCUGUCCACCACCUCACUGAGCAGCAGCCAGUCCUUGCGUCUGUCCACCACUGAGUCGGUGUACAGUGUGGGCACGGCCUCCACCUGCGCAGAGGACGCCAGCCUCAUCCGCUCACACACACAAAUGCCCCGGACUCCUAGUGAUGCCCGACGCUUCUACACAGGCCGACCUGUUCAUCUGGACAAAAUCCUGAUGAGCAAGGUGAAGGUGCCCCACACAUUCGCCGUCCACUCGUACACACGACCGACGGUGUGCCAGUACUGCAAGAGGCUUCUUCGAGGACUCUUCAGGCAGGGCCUUCAGUGCAAAGAUUGCAAGUUCAACUGUCAUAAACGCUGUGCGUAUAAGGUUCCUAAUGACUGCCUGGGAGAAACCAUUGGAGACAUGUUGAGUCCCACUGCAGAUCCUGAAGUUCCCAUGGACUACAGCACAGAGUACGAUGCCUCAGAUAAGUCUUCUAUGGAUGACUCAGACGAGGCCUGCAGCAUCCCCGGCUCCUUUUCUCCUGACAACAACCAGGACGGAGCCAGCGGCGAUCAGAGUGUUUACAUCCCACUGAUGAGGGUGGUACAGUCGGUGAGACAGACAACUCGUCGAUCGAGUACGGCUAUCAAAGAAGGAUGGAUGGUUCACUACAGCAAUAAGGACACACUGAGGAAGAGGCACUACUGGCGUUUGGACUGUAAGUGCAUCAUCCUUUUCCAGAACAACACCUCUAACAAAUACUACAAGGAGAUCCCUCUGUCUGAGAUCUUGGAGUUGCGCCCCGCUGGAAACUUCGCUCUUGUCCCCCCAGGCACGAAUCCUCAUUGCUUUGAGCUCAUCACUGGCACUAUGUGCUACUUUGUUGGGGAAGACCCCAACACUAUCCCCUCUCUGACCCCCAGCAAUCCCCAGACUCUUCCCCCAACUCCUCCAUCCCCUAGCCAAGUAGCUCCUAACAGCGGCAUUGGGCGUGAGGUGGCCAAGGCAUGGGAGAGCGCCAUUCGGCAGGCUCUCAUGCCGGUCAUCUUCCAGGAUGCGCCACCAGCUGAGGGGAACACACCUCACAGACAAGCCUCAAUCAGCAUAUCUGUGUCCAACAGUCAGAUACAAGAGAAUGUGGAUAUUGGUACAGUGUACCAGAUUUUUGCUGAUGAAGUGCUGGGAUCUGGGCAGUUUGGAGUAGUGUAUGGAGGAAAGCACAGGAAGACGGGGAGGGACGUAGCUGUCAAAGUCAUUGACAAGCUUCGCUUUCCCACCAAGCAGGAGAGCCAGCUGAGGAAUGAAGUGGCCAUACUGCAGAGUUUACGUCACCUGGGCAUUGUGAACCUGGAGUGUAUGUUUGAGACCCCAGAGAAAGUGUUUGUGGUGAUGGAGAAGCUACAUGGUGACAUGCUGGAGAUGAUCCUCUCCAGUGAGAAAGGCAGACUGCCUGAGAGGCUCACCAAGUUCCUCAUCACACAGAUUCUCGCAGCGCUGAGACAUCUACACUUUAAAAACAUUGUCCACUGCGACCUGAAACCUGAGAAUGUGCUGCUUGCCUCUGCUGAUCCCUUCCCCCAGGUGAAGUUGUGUGACUUUGGGUUUGCCCGUAUCAUUGGCGAGAAGUCUUUCCGUCGCUCUGUGGUCGGCACCCCGGCCUACCUGGCCCCAGAGGUCCUGCUGAACCAGGGCUACAACCGCUCACUGGACAUGUGGUCGGUUGGGGUCAUUAUGUACGUCAGCCUGAGUGGGACAUUCCCAUUUAAUGAGGACGAAGAUAUCAACGACCAGAUACACAAUGCAGCCUUCAUGUACCCUCCCAACCCCUGGAAACAGAUCUCAAGUGAUGCAAUCGACUUGAUCAACAACCUGCUGCAAGUUAAGAUGAGGAAACGCUACAGUGUGGACAAGAGUCUCAGCCAUGUAUACUUACAGGACUAUCAGACUUGGCUGGACCUGCGGGAGUUGGAAACCAAACUCGGUGAACGUUACAUCACCCAUGAAAGUGAUGACAGCCGCUGGCAAACUUUUGCCCAGGAACAUACUCUGCCUUACCCCGCCCAUCUUGUGCCUCCUCCUCCUGCGCCAGCUUCUGACGACGAGGAGGGUGGGGAGGAUGCAGACGUGCAAGGCCUCACCGAGAGGGUCAGCAUCCUCUGACCAGAGAGACAGACAGAGGACGCAAGUUCAUUUAGGAAUGUGCAAAGACAUAGGGAGAGGGAGGGGGGUGAGAUGGUCAAGCUAGAGCCUGUAAGAGACAUAAACUUGCUAAAACUCAUAUUCUAAUAAGAAGAAGAUCCAGCUGUUUAGCCUUUCACAGCUCAGUGCAUACCAGCACUCGAAUCGAAUUCUCUCCUCCAGCCUGAGGUCAUAAAAACCUCCUUCUAGUUACCAGUGCCUGGUCCUCGUUCAUCCUUUUCCAUAUGAAGAAGGCUGCGGGUGUGUAUGCACAACUGACCUGACAGAUUAAAUCGGAGUCAACUUCUAAAUCAGAAUUCAUCGCACGAAUGACAAGCACCAUGUUCUCAUCCCCUCACUGCGAAACCUUUUAAGGUUGAACAGGAAAUACCAUUUCACUACAAGAUAAGAAGGUUGUGUGGCUGUGUUUACUGAGAUGUUUUUUUCAAAACAAACAGGAGUUAAUAUUAAGAAUGAAACUGCCCCCCCCAAAAGAAAAGUAAUAUUUGUUUUAUAGUGUCAUUUAAUUGGGCUGACUGGAAUUACAGUCCCUAUUAUAUCUUCAGUAGUUCAAUCUCGUCUUCAGUGAUGGAGCGCGUGGUGACAAAAGACUUCCUCUGUGAUGGUAAUUACUAAUGUGCAGGCAUGGAGUCAAAUCCCUCUGUAGUCACAAAUGCCUUCCCAUAAAUGCUUGUUCUGUUGUGAAAAACCGGAAAUAUUGAUCUGGUGACUCCAGUAAUUACCACCAGUUCUGAGCCACAAUGGACUAUUAGAAAACACGUGUGAUUAAAGAUGCCGUCGCGGGUUUAAAUGAACGUGUUCCAGGCUGCGUGUUGACCAGACCAGUUUUUAGCAUGUGAGACGUUUCUACCCGCAGCAGGCAUAUUAUACAACAAUCAGUCAUGGUGACUGUUGCUGAGUGGCGAAAACUGCUUCUGUUCUGUUGAAUCGUCCACUCUUACUCAUCACUGAAGUCAAGUAUUUGUGAGUAGCUUGUCUUCAAAAAUUCAAAACACUGUGAAGGCAGCAUUUUUACACCCGAGCAGGUAAAUCAACCCCUCUUUUAAACAACACAGUUCCCUGUUUGUUCAGUAAAACACACCUCUCCCUAUGAUACAAGUGCAUGGACAGACAGCUUGUGUCACUAAACUAGAUUUUGUAGAGUGUAUGUAGUUUGAUUAUUGACUCUUUGUCAUGUCAGUAUGUUGCAUGUUUCUGUGAAGUAGAAUCGUCUAGAUACAAUACAAAACAUACUCUAGUUACCUUGGUCGUUUAUACACACGUGUAACCUGAAGUUUAUGUAGCUGUUUGAUAUGUGUAGACUGUGCAUAACACAUUUGAAGGAUGAUCCUAGCAUUGGAAACAGAUAAUACAAACAUUGAACAACAUUCUUUCUCGUGUUGGAGGUCUGUUUAUUUUUUUAUCUUUAUAUUAUCAUUGUAUCAUUCAUCUGUAGAUGACUGUUAUAUUAAAUUUGUAAUUUAUCACUUUGAAGUGAGAAAACACAUACAAAACUCAGCAAUUCAUAGAUGAAUUAUGAUGUUUCAGUACUGAAAUAAUUGUCUGCCAUAGAGGCUUUUUCUCCACCUUUCAUAUUGCUGACAGACUGUUGUAUUGUCCCUCCAGAAAGACUUUUUUUUUGGAUAUUACACCUCACAGACUGAGUGGCACUCAAAAGGACCCAGGGGCAAUAGUGGCCAAGAGAGACAAUUGUUUUCCAUUCUGUGAUGAGGACCCUUCAGCCACCUACUCUGGUGAAGGUGCAUCUUUGGUUCUACAACAUCCAUCAUCAUUGACAAACAAUGCCAGAUGAUUUACUCUUUCUCUCAGUCUCCUUUUUAUGUCUCUCAAGUGUAGGCACAUUUGUUACUAUUCAAUCAGCUGCCCUUCUGUCUGUCUCUUAGUAAGCAAAGGAGACAGAGCAAAACCCACUGAAAGCCGACCCGACCAGCCUGCUCUGUGUGACGAUCGUGAAAGAUGAAAGCUGCGUCUUAAGUAAAAAUGUUCCUGUGCUUAAAACUGGAUGGCAGCAUCUUUCAUCGUCGUGAACACGGAGAACAGUUCUGCUCUGUCUAAGCCCGAGAAGCAGGCUUUGCUGCCAUUUCAUUUCACUUUAAUCGUCAUUUGAAAUGUGGUGAAAAUCUGUUUUUUGAUGCAGGAGGUCUAGAACCAGGUUAGUUCAAGUGAGACAUCAAACUGAUGUUAACAUAACAUUAAGAGCUGGUAUAAUUCUAUGUUUUGUUAUUUUCAGCAAGUCCCAUGAAAAGACCCGACAUCUAACUUUUUAUAGACUGAUUGAACAUAAUCCCCAACAUGUCAGACAACUUUAAGUCAUACUGAAGAAACAUAUAACGGCAUUUUUAACUUGAAUUGGCGCCUCACAGUUGUACGCCUAAAUGUACCAAUCAGUUUGCAUUUUGGAUAUGUGUCUGUCCCGACUCGUAUAUGUGGUGAUGACUACUGAAAGGUAUUAGUCAUAGUUCUUGGUUAAAUGGAAACACCAUUCAUCACUACAUUGACCUGUAUGAGUCUAUGAAAAAGAAACAAACAACAGACACAGAGGGCCAAUAGACACAUGAUGCAACAACGAUAGCCUAUUAGUGUAUUAGUUCAUUGAGAGAAACAGAAAAUGGAGUCAAAGAGAGACACAAACGAAACAAGAUUAGUGUCACCAGUCUGGUAUACAGCAAUAUAUGAAUCACCCCUUCUAUUCCUCAGUUAUGGUGUUAAAUAACGGACCAAGAAAUGUUUUUGCAGAUUAUCAUAAAGUCACAAUAAAAUUGGUCUUUGACCAGUUGCAAUCA